GUUUAAAUGAGAAAGAUCGCUAUACAAAAUGAUGUUUUAGAAUACGAAACAACAUUUAUUUUUGGAAUACUGCAGUAAAUCUUUUCUAAAUAUCCAUAAUUUUUAUACAUGUGCAAGACAGUGAAACACAAAUGACUAAAACCAUGAACAAAGUCUUCUGUAUUUUACACUCAGCAAAAGUUUGUUUACUUUUACCAGUUCUUCUGACUGGAUUAGAGAAUAGCAAAGCCUGGGAAUGUUCCAUCCUUACAAAUAAUGCAAGCUUCCCAGCAAAGCCAUGGGAGUAUACAAUCUCAACCCAGGACUGUAAGAAUGACUUUGCCAUGCCAUUAUGUGAAGUGGCAAAACCUGAGUCUGGUUGUCCUAAAUAUUAUACCAGGUUUGCUUCCAAUACAAGUUGUUAUGGAGUUGGAUACAAACGGAGGACAGCAGAAAAUACAACAGAGUUCAUUAAAUGUAGAGUGAUCUGUGCUAUUAAUUUCUGCAGUAGACUGAAUAAUAAUGGACAUAGACUACGAAUCGAAUCCCAAAAUGAGUUGGCAUUUGUUGGAAAUGAGAUCUUCAAAAUUUUCCAGAACCAGACUCAUCCAAUGGAGUUCAAUAUUGACAGCCAUGUGCCAGAUCCCUGUAUCAAUCCACGGCCACACAAGUGGAAAGUUGUAAAAAACAGCUACAUGUAUAUUGGGGAGGACCGUAAUGGUAGAGUUGUUCACUUCAACAACUCUUUAAACAAAGCUAAAUGCAAAAGCUACUGUAACAAUUUCAAUGACUGUAUGGGUUUUGAUUAUGGGAAAUUCAAAAUUAGGAGAAAGUGGAUCAUAGGAUGUGUUCUACACCCAUAUUCUUUAAUGGAUCGCCCAAAAGCUGCCAUACAAGAUCUUCAUCAUCGUACUGUAGAGACAAACCAUACUUACAGAAUUUGUGAUAGGGCAAACAUUACCACCGCAUCUCAAACUACUCCCAAUGUAUAUUCAACGGCCGGACAACAAAUAAUAACUGACUUGGUCAAUUCAACGGUUGAACAGCAAAAUAUAUCUGACCUGAUAAACUCUGAUGAACAGCAAAGCGUAACUGCCUUUGUAGAUUCAGCAGUUGAACAGCAAAGCAUAAGUGCCCUGAUAACUUCAACAGUUGAACAGCAAACUACAGUUGACCAUCAAAGAAAACACUACAUUGGAACAACUACCGAUAAACUACCAAACAUUACAAGGCUAGAUGUCUCCAAUAUUAGAUCUACUACCAGUGUCAAUUUGAAGCAUUCAAAAUUAGGAGAUGCACAUGAACCUUCAUCUGGAGACAUCUUGAUGUAUGUUGUGUACAUUUUGAUUGCAUUAGUCAUUCUUGGAUUAUUCCUGGGGAUAAUACUGAUGUUCAAGAGAAAUAAGAGAGGAUUUGUAAAGGCAAAAUCUAGCCAAACUAAAAAGAUGCAACAAGUUGAGAAAACACGAAGCAGUGGCAGUACAAGCUCUGAAAUCCCCAUCAUAGCCUCAAGACCAAUGUGACUCAUCAAUCAUUCUCUCACCAUUUAUUGGUAUUGAUUCUGAAAAUGAUGUGAGGAGAAGUAUUUUUGCCAGAUUUUUUACAAUGCACAUUGAACAUGGGGUAGAAGCUACAUUGAACAUGGGGUAAAAUCUAGAUUCUGAGAGACAAAUGUAGAAAUUCAUACCUGUAAUAGAGACCAAGGCCCUUUGGUACCAUGAAUGGAGUAUUACAUAUAUCAUAUUUGUUUGACUGUGAUAUGAACAUCAGAUUUUAAAGAUGGCAUUAUUGUAUGCAUCAUACUCGUGAUACUCUCUAUAUAUAUACAAUUGUAUUUUGCAUAUUCAGACUAAACUUACUAUCAGUUAUUCCAUUGAAUGAAGUUUGAAGGGAUAUAGGGAACGGCUCUGUCUGUCCAUCCGUCCGCCCGCACGUGGUGUCCGUCUAUCCAUCCGGGCAACAAUUCAAAUACCAUUGAUCUGAUUUUGUUCAUAGUUUGUACACAUAUACCCUUUGGGAGUACAGGUUCUGCUUGAAAGCCAGUUUUGAAAAUGGCAGCUCUUCAGACAUGGUGGCGAUUUUAUGGCUGAUUUUACAGUAAUUUAGGUACAAUACGUAAAACGCAAUAUGUUUUAAAUGUAAAAAAUUAAAGAGUGCAAUAAUAAAGCUAGG
Owenia fusiformis is the source of this 2151-nucleotide messenger RNA. NCBI's taxonomy places the organism in Eukaryota, Metazoa, Annelida, Polychaeta, Sabellida, Oweniidae. The record is from the annotation of a GenBank genome assembly.